Messenger RNA from Aspergillus tanneri, 450 nucleotides. RefSeq lists its product as uncharacterized. The transcript has 3 exons. NCBI's taxonomy places the organism in Eukaryota, Fungi, Ascomycota, Eurotiomycetes, Eurotiales, Aspergillaceae. Bases 1 to 450 code for a protein of 149 amino acids. The record is from RefSeq and is a predicted model, not a curated record.
AUGUCGACGCGUAAGAGAAAGCAAGAGGCCGAGGAAGAGGAAGAACUUCAAGCACUCCCCAGCGACGAGAGUGAAGAGGAAGAAGAAUAUGAGGAGUCUGAUCUAGGUAGUGAGGAAGGCAGCGGAGGGGAAGAAGAAGGCUCCGAGGAAGAAUUAGAAGAGGAAGAGGAAGAGGAAGAGGCCCCCGAAGAUAAAGCCCCUGCUCCCAAGAAACGCAAGACCGGCCCUGCGCGUGAAGACGAAGAAGUGGAAGAAGAGGUAAAAGAAAAUGGUAAGGAUGCCGGCGAGAAUGGAGUCGGAGAAGAGGAAGAAGAAGUGGCAGUCGAGGAAGAAGACGAAGAGGAGCCAGAAGAAACGGCUAAGAGUAGCGCCCCGGCUGCCGCGGCAGCGAAGGCUAAGGGCGAGACUGUUCCCAAAGAACCCGAGGUUGCAGAGGAGAAUGCUGAAUAG